This is a messenger RNA of Acytostelium subglobosum LB1, 360 nucleotides long. RefSeq lists its product as hypothetical. Bases 1 to 360 code for a protein of 119 amino acids. The transcript has a single exon. NCBI's taxonomy places the organism in Eukaryota, Evosea, Eumycetozoa, Acytosteliales, Acytosteliaceae. The record is from RefSeq and is a predicted model, not a curated record.
AUGAUGCUCUUGGAUGAGGUCGAUGUUGUUGUAGUUGUUGUUGUUGAGGUGGAGCUUGUUGAGGUGGUGGAGGUGGAGCUUGUAGAUGUGGUCAUAGUGGAGGUGUUGACAACUGAGUCCAACUCCUCUGAUGAGGAGGAAUCAAUUGAGGAUGUUGUAGAUGAUGUGGAGGAGGGUGAGGAGGAAGCGGAGGGUAUGUUGGUGAUGAUAUCAAUCAUUAUUGAAGAGAUCGAGUCCACAUCCAGAGGCUCACAGGCAGGUUCAGUGGCAAGCUCAGUGGCAGGCUCAGUAGCAGGGGUAGUUGAAGGUUCAGUGGCGAGCUCAUGGGCAGGAGCAGGGGCAGAAUCAGGGUCGCUGUAA